CGCACACUGGUGAAUGACACCCAAAAUGGCCAUUGACAAUCAAUCAGGGUCACGGCUUCUUGUUUGCCUGUUAAAAAGACUCAAGAACUUCGUGGACGCAUAAGACUACCUUGGUCCUCUACAUCCUGAGCCUUCACACAUCACAAGUUAAGCAUUCAAAUCAUGGUUGCUUCCCGUCCAAAUCCUGUCAAUCCUCCUCUUGAUGGAUCCCUGUUCCUCCCUGAAUUGCUGGAAUUCAAUGCGCAACAUAACUCGGAUGUCACAUUCUUUGUCUACAACAAACCUGACGGUAACGAGCUGGUCCAUAUCUCACAUCGAGACUUUUAUCGAGCUUGUCAUCGUGCUGCACAUCAAGUUAGACCGGAUCGUGCAGGCAUAGACAAAGAGGUGGUUGGCAUCAUUGCCAAUUCAGACACUCUCCUUUAUCAGACUGUGUUCAUGGGUAUCAUCUUUGCUGGGCUGGUUCCAUUCCCCAUAUCACCUCGUAAUUCAGCGGCGGCAAUCUUAAACAUGAUGCAGAAAACAAACUGUCGUCGUUUAGUCACCACUGACCACUCUCUUGGUUCCCUGAUCGAUGGAAUCAAAGCGGGUAGCUUAUCUCAAGGCACUAAUGCGAGCCAACUGCAGCUUGACAUGAUGCCAACGCUGAAAGAUUUAUAUCCCGUGCUUGGCACAGGUUCUCCGGACGAGAAUUUUCUCCCAUACCCUCCCCAAGCUUCUCGGUCAUCUCCGGACGAUAUAUUAUACUACCUACAUUCCUCUGGCAGUACUGGUUUCCCGAAAGCCAUUCCCACAACCCACCAGACCAUCAUUGGAUGGUGCCGAAGCUCAUGUGUUGUCGACCAUAUCAACGUUCUCACUCCUCUCCGCAUUGCUGCUGCAUCUGUUCCACCGUUCCAUACCACAGGUUUACUGAUCCAACUACUGGUACCCAUGGUAUCCUUGAGCAGCAUAUCUAUCUACCCACCUACAUCCUUCCACGACCCAUCAGCGGCCCCGAUAACACCCAAUUCCCAGAAUAUCCUGGAUUGCGUGCUUAAUACCAAAUCGAACGCUUUGUGGGCCAUGCCUUUCUUCCUGGAACAGUGGGUGUUUUCUCCCGAUGCUGUUGAUAUCCUCAAGAAUCUUAAAUAUGUGCUUUAUACUGGCGGUCCACUCGCUUCUAAGAUGGGAAAUGCCUUGGCGGAUGCAGGAAUCACUAUAUUCCCUCACUACGGCUCUACAGAAAUUGGGCCUGUCACUCCUUUAUUCCGGUAUGGAAUUGAGAAAAAGCUUUGGGACUGGCUGCAAUUUACCCCAAACGCCAAGACCAGAUGGGCUGAUCAGGGCGAUGGAACAUAUGAAUGCCAAAUUUUGACAACUCCGAUGUACCGAGUGUCAGUAGAGAAUCUCCCGGACGUCAAGGGUUAUACUACUUCCGAUUUAUUUAUCAAGCAUCCGACGAUUGAGGGUCUGUGGAAGAUAACGGGAAGAAAGGAUGAUGUAUUGAUGCUCUCGUCUGGGGAGAAAGUAAUACCAGCUCCUAUGGAAUGCAUCAUCGGGACCAAUCCUCAUGUCAAUGGCGUCGUGAUCUUCGGCCGUGGACGUAGCCAAGUUGGUGCCCUCAUAGAGCCGCGCCCGGGACAUGACAUCGACGUCAAAGACGAGGCACAGGUUUCGGAUUUCAGGAAUCGAGUCUGGCCCGAGAUAGAAGAAACGAACAAGGCAGGCCCUGCCUUCAGCAGAAUCUUCAAGGAAAUGGUUCUUGUGACGUGCCGGGAGAAGCCUUUGCCUCGAACUGGAAAAGGGACCAUCACUAAGAAAGCCGCCAGCCAACUAUACGAAGAGGAGAUCAAUGCCCUAUACGACAAGGUGGAGAGUGGCAGAACAGGCAUCGAUAUACCUUUGCCUACGAACUGGACUAUAGAGGACGUUGAGAGUUGGCUCAUGCUGCAUGCCGUUUCUGUGAACGCUGGCAAGGCGGUCGAUCCUGACAUAGACUUCUUUGCCCAAGGCUUUGACAGUCUCUCUGCGACAUUCCUCAGAAGCCGAAUCGUCAGUUCCCUCAGGUCGUCACCAGAUCGCGACGUCCAGGCUUCAGCACCGCAAAUUGACCAGAACAUCGUCUUUUCAAGUCCGUCGAUUCGCCGGCUCGCGAGAAGCGUCGUCCAUGUAGUAUUGCAUGGGAACAGUCCAACCUCGGUCGAUGUCAAGGUUGAGAUCGAGAGCAUGAUCGAGAAGUAUUCAAUGGGAUUCAAUGAAGGCUCUGUCGGAGAUGCCUCCGCCCCUCUUACUAAUGGACGCAGUCGAAAUAAUCAUGUGCGCGAGGAUGUAUCAUUGAUAUAUGCCUUCAAUCGUUCGUCGAGGGGCGAUGCAUCCAUUCAAGAACGACAGAAGAAUGGAUUCGUCGACCGCGGUUUGGAUGUCACCCUCCUGCAAUCAGAGAAACUGCUGUACAUAGAAACGGAUACUUCUAGUGACGAUCUGGGUUUGGAGAAGGAGUUGUAUCAGAAGAUCCGCACGUCCGUCACUGUCAUCAUUCACAACGCCUGGCAACUCAACUUUAACUUGGCGCUCUCGUCCUUCGAGCCUCAUGUUCGGGGAACACGCAAUCUUAUAAACCUGGCUUUGUCUUCUCCAUGCCAUCCAAAGCCGCGUGUAUUAUUCACCUCUUCUGUCUCAACUGCGCAAAGCUGGGAUCAAUCGAAAGGACCUUUCCCAGAAGAAGUACAGUACGAUGCGGGCGUUGCAGAAGGCCACGGCUACGGUGCGAGCAAAUACGUUUGUGAAAGGGUCCUCGUGAACAGCAAGCUGCCGGCAUGCUCAUUCAGAAUCGGACAAAUAGCGGGAGGACCUCCACGAGGAGCUUGGUCGACCACGGACUGGCUGCCGAUCAUCGUCAAGUCGAGUGUGAGUUUGGGUGUAUUCCCGGAAGCUCAAGGGCUCCUAUCGUGGAUCCCUACUCAUGCCGUAUCAAAUGCUAUUCUUGAUGUAGCUUUCGCAAAAGAAGAGCCUCCCGUGGCGGUUAAUCUGGUGCAUCCGAGACCGGUAGCGUGGGGGACGCUGAUGCGACCUGUUGCGGACGCCAUCUCUGAGCGCAAGAUAACAAGCGCCCCACUGCCUCUCGUCCCAUUCUCGGAGUGGUUCGAAAAGGUCGAAUCGAGUGCCAAGAAUGCAAGCGAGGCGAACAUCAAACGCGUCCCUGCUAUCAAGCUUCUCAACUUUAUGCGUUCGAUGUCUCGAUCAGAUAUCGCGACCAGAGCGUCUGGGGAAAUGCACUUAGAAGUAGGUGGACUUACCUCGUUUGCGACUGUUGUGGCCCAGCGCGUCAGUCCAACGGUGAAAGAGUUGGAGCCUCUGUCGUCGGCGACUGCAACGCAAUGGGUGGACUAUUGGGAGGCAGUGGGAAUGUUUCGAUGAAUAAUUACUUAAAGUUGGGAUUUUGGUGGAUUUAUCAUGUACUAAUACCUGUGGAGACUCCACAGCGUCGUUUGAAUGUUGCUCUUCCGGUCAGUUAAUCAUCCUACC
Suillus fuscotomentosus is the source of this 3507-nucleotide messenger RNA. RefSeq names its product putative aminoadipate reductase. The record is from RefSeq and is a predicted model, not a curated record. The transcript is spliced from 14 exons. The coding region runs from base 163 to 3399 and encodes 1078 amino acids. NCBI's taxonomy places the organism in Eukaryota, Fungi, Basidiomycota, Agaricomycetes, Boletales, Suillaceae.